Messenger RNA from Schistosoma mattheei, 1766 nucleotides. The record is from the annotation of a GenBank genome assembly. NCBI's taxonomy places the organism in Eukaryota, Metazoa, Platyhelminthes, Trematoda, Strigeidida, Schistosomatidae.
AUGAUUGAAGAUUAUACACAAUAUACACAAAUGAAUUAUGAUUGGUUAAAAAAUUUAUAUGUUAAUAGUAGAAUUAAUUUAUUCCCGGGAGAAUAUGUUCAAACUAUAUUAGAUAAUUAUAAUUAUUUAAUUGGAAUUAACACAUAUAAUAGUAAUAAUAAUAAUAAUAAUAAUAAUAAUGGUAAUAAUAGUAAUAGUAAUGGUGAUAAUAGUAAUAGUAAUAAUGGUAAUAGUAGUGGUAAUAAUAAUAAUAACAAUGGUAAUAAUAAUAGUAAUAGUAAUAAUAAUAGUAGUAAUAAUGGUAGUAAUCAUAAUAGUAAUAGUAACAGUAAUGAUAGUAAUAGUAAUAAUAGUAAUAGUAAUAAUAGUAGUAAUAAUAAUAGUAAUGGUAAUAAUAAUGUUAAUGGUAAUGGUAAUAAUAAUAGUAAUAAUAAUUAUAUUCGGUUUCAACAUCAAAUCAAUAAGGAUACAUUAUCAAAUCAAUUAAUGAAUAAUAGAAACAUCAAUGAUCAUAGAGACAAUAGCAGUGCUAAUUAUGAUAAUAUUAUAAUUGAUACUGAAGAGAUAUAUGUGGUGAAUGAAGAGAAUUCAUUAUCUUUAUUACAAACAGAUAGUUGCCAAGUAAUUGAUCAAUAUGAUAUGAAGAAUGUUAAUGAAGAAUGUAAUUGUAAUGAAGAUUCAUCAUUAGCACAAAAUCAAUAAAUGUUCAAUAUUCAAUACUCAAACUCAACUAGAUCUUCUAACUAAAGAGAACUAUAUAAAUAGAUAGAUAGAUAACUGGAUAAUUAUUUAUAAUCAGUAAUGAUUAUAGUGAAAUAAGGAGAUCUAUCAUGUUUUUUCGUUGUUUUGUAUAGAAUGAGUGUUUUUCUUUCUUUUUCUUUUUUUUUCUUUUCGUUUCUUUUUCUUUUCUAUUUUGUUCUUCUUUGUUAUGAUAAAGAAAAGAAAAAAAUCUCUAUUACUGUUUGCAUUUUUAUUUGCCUAAUGAAUAUUGAAAUGAUGGAAUAUUCUAGGUGAUACAGUCUUUUUUGUUCUUUUUUUUUCAGAAAAUGUUUUUUUUUUAAUUUUUCACAUAUUUUUGUACAUUUAUUAUAAUCAGAAUAGUUCAUCAGUUUAAUGUUGCCAUAGUUACACAUAUAUGAUAAUAUCCAUGUGAAAUGGUCACUAUAUAUCAAAUAGUUUACACACAAGUUAUAUAGAUUAAUAAUAGAGCAGGAUCACUCUAUUGAUGUUCCUGGGAAAAUCAUUCUAUUCCUGACUAGUAAUAUAUGUCGAUAUAAAUAGCACAUAUCACAUCAAUUAGCAUCUUAAUUCUAGGCCCAAAUCAACGUUCACAGAACAGAACACUUUCCCACUCCUUGUUGGCAAUGACACUUAAUGUAAGUGAAGGAGAACAUAAGUGGGGACAACCAAAUGUAUGUGAAUCAGAAUAACAGUAUCUCUUAGUAAAAUCUGUGAAGCAUACAGUGAAUUUUUUUUGCAAAAUGUCAAACAAUCAUAUCAGACUUCAUGGUUUCGGCAUUUCCAUAUCAAUUACUUUCUGUUCUUGUUCUUUUCUUCUCGAUCUUAUUGACUUUCUGUUGUGAGAUAUUCUAUUCCUGACUAACGUUAUAUACUACUUAUGUAUUUUUGUACAUUUAUUAUAAACAGAAAUGUUCAUCACUUUUGUUUUCCUAUAGUCACGCAUAUAUGAUAAUUUCAGUGUAAAAUUGUCACUAUUUAUCAAACACUUUACACACAAGUUUUAUAUAUUAUUAAUAAUAAUAAAG